Messenger RNA from Eimeria mitis, 330 nucleotides. RefSeq lists its product as uncharacterized. The transcript has a single exon. The record is from RefSeq and is a predicted model, not a curated record. Bases 1 to 330 code for a protein of 109 amino acids. Lineage: Eukaryota; Apicomplexa; Conoidasida; Eucoccidiorida; Eimeriidae.
AUGCAGCAGCAGCAGCAGCAGCAGCAGCAACAGGACCUGCUGCUGAAGCUACACGAGCAGCAGCAAAAUAUGUUGACCCCAAAUGCAUGCUUAUGCCUGUACCUGUGCAUCCCCUCCACUAUAUAUCUCCUGCAGCAGCAGCAGCAGCAGCACCAGCAGCAGCAGCAGCAGCAGCAGCAGCAGCAGGACCUGCUGCAGCAGCAGCAGAAACAGAAGCAGCAGCAGCAGCAGCAAGAGAAAAAAAUGGAGUAUCAUCAUCAAGGGUAUCAUCAGCAUCAGCAGCAACAGCAACAGCAGCAGCAGCAGCAGCAGCAGCAGCAUCAGAAGUAA